AUGUCCUAUUUUCCUUACCAUUUUCACCUCAGCCUUUUGUUCUUGGCCUUGUAUGUGACGAACCAUUCUUUGGCGAAGCAAGCAAAGAGCGCCCAAGUAACUACAGUUCCCACAAAACAGUGCACCAACGUCUACAACAGUUUCUACGCGGGUCCAAACAAGAACAUUGAGAAUAUCCUACAGGAAAUGAAGAAGCAACUUGGCGAACUUCAAGAAGAUAUGCAAAUUUUGAAAAAUAACAAAACUUCUUCCAAAGGUCCACGGAAUAUUAUUUCUAGAAUUCAAUUAACCAAUGCGCAAACAUUCAGUAAAUAACUCAAUUGCAAUAUUGAUUAUUUAACGAAUACUUCCUCUUUUUUGCUCAACAGCCAAGAAAAACUGUGCUGAGUUGUACAAAUCGGGCGAGAAAAUCAGCGGCGUUUAUACAAUCGCUCCUGAUGGUGCAGGUGCCUUUGAUGUGUUUUGUGACCAAAAAACGGCCGGUGGAGGGUGGACAGUGUUCCAAAAGAGACUGGACGGCUCGGUUGAUUUCUACCGCGGUUGGGCUGACUACAAACGAGGUUUUGGUAACCUAAACGGUGAGUUUUGGCUUGGGUUGGACAAGAUUCACCGCUUGACCCAAACAAAAAGCAAGCUACGAGUUGACCUGGAGGACACUACGGGUAAAACUGCCUACGCUGAAUACGACAUGUUUGCAGUUACGAGCGAGAAGGCUAAUUAUCAGCUUAGCUUGGGAACAUACUCAGGUACAGUAAAUAAAAAUGCACUUGCACGGCUUUACAUGCUUUUCGAACUCCCCUUUAUUACUUCCCUAUCUAAUGUUCAGUUCCUUAUACGGCAAAUAUCAAUGAAAGAAUCUAAAACGGUACUUGAUUUUCUUGCUCAUGCACUAAGUACAUGCCGGAUGGUUAAUUUUUCCAUGCUUGACAAAAAGCCCUUUUUUUCUUUUGACCGUUAGAUCCCUCGAGUAAGUCUUUUCUUUUCUUUUUUCUUCUCUUUUUUUUUUUUGGAAACAGCAGAUUAGCAUGACUUCACUUUUUAGAAAACGAGCUCUAUCAUUUUCCCCCAGGAACUGCAGGUGAUUCUCUUUCUGGUCAUCGUGGUUACCCAUUCUCGACUAAAGACCGAGAUAACGACAGUUCAUCCGGAAAUUGUGCUGUAAGCUAUAAGGGAGCCUGGUGGUAUACGUCCUGUCAUGCCUCUAACCUGAAUGGCCUCUACCAUCAUGGCAAGCACAAGUCAGGCGCCGAUGGUGUCAACUGGUAUGCAUGGAAAGGACACCACUACUCCGCAAAGACAGCUGAGAUGAAAAUAAGACCAGUUGACUUUUGA
Porites evermanni is the source of this 1332-nucleotide messenger RNA. The record is from the annotation of a GenBank genome assembly. NCBI's taxonomy places the organism in Eukaryota, Metazoa, Cnidaria, Anthozoa, Scleractinia, Poritidae.